Messenger RNA from Felis catus (domestic cat), 3452 nucleotides. RefSeq names its product vacuolar protein sorting 45 homolog (gene VPS45). The transcript has 15 exons. Bases 124 to 1797 code for a protein of 557 amino acids. Gene Ontology annotation, biological process: vesicle-mediated transport; intracellular protein transport. Gene Ontology annotation, cellular component: Golgi membrane. The record is from RefSeq and is a predicted model, not a curated record. NCBI's taxonomy places the organism in Eukaryota, Metazoa, Chordata, Mammalia, Carnivora, Felidae.
CUUCCGGAAGCCGAAGCCGGGCGGGGAGGAAGCCACCGAGACCCGGCCAAAAGGCCGGGGGUUAAUUUAGCCAGAAAAAAGGGGGCGGGAAGGGCUGUGGGGCUAACCUGUCAAUUCGCUACCAUGAACGUGGUUUUUGCUGUGAAGCAGUACGUUUCCAAAAUGAUAGAGGACAGCGGACCGGGUAUGAAAGUACUUCUCAUGGAUAAAGAGACGACUGGCAUUGUGAGUAUGGUAUACACACAAUCAGAGAUUCUUCAGAAAGAAGUGUACCUUUUUGAACGCAUUGAUUCUCAAAAUCGAGAGAUCAUGAAACAUCUGAAAGCAAUUUGUUUUCUUCGACCUACGAAGGAGAAUGUGGAUUAUCUGAUUCAAGAGCUCCGGAGACCAAAAUACAGUAUAUAUUUUAUUUAUUUCAGUAAUGUGAUCAGCAAGAGUGAUGUGAAGUCAUUAGCUGAAGCUGAUGAACAGGAAGUCGUGGCUGAGGUUCAGGAAUUUUAUGGUGAUUACAUUGCUGUGAAUCCACAUUUGUUUUCCCUGAAUAUUUUGGGUUGCUGCCAGGGUCGAAAUUGGGAUCCAGCCCAGCUAUCCAGAACAACUCAAGGACUGACGGCUCUCCUUCUAUCUCUGAAGAAGUGUCCCAUGAUUCGUUAUCAGCUUUCAUCAGAGUCAGCAAAGAGACUUGCAGAAUGUGUUAAGCAAGUAAUAACUAAAGAAUAUGAACUGUUUGAAUUCCGGCGGACUGAGGUUCCUCCGUUGCUGCUUAUUUUAGAUCGUUGUGAUGAUGCCAUCACCCCAUUGCUAAACCAGUGGACAUAUCAGGCCAUGGUCCAUGAACUACUGGGCAUAAACAACAAUCGGAUUGAUCUUUCCAGAGUGCCGGGGAUCAGUAAAGACUUAAGAGAGGUGGUCCUAUCUGCUGAAAACGAUGAAUUCUAUGCUAAUAAUAUGUACCUGAACUUUGCUGAGAUUGGUAGCAAUAUAAAGAAUCUCAUGGAAGACUUUCAGAAGAAGAAACCAAAAGAACAGCAAAAACUAGAAUCAAUAGCAGACAUGAAGGCCUUUGUUGAGAAUUACCCACAGUUUAAGAAGAUGUCUGGGACGGUAUCAAAGCAUGUGACAGUGGUUGGAGAGCUGUCUCGGUUGGUCAGUGAGCGGAAUCUGCUGGAGGUUUCAGAAGUUGAGCAAGAACUGGCCUGUCAGAAUGACCAUUCUAAUGCUCUCCAGAAUGUAAAGAGGCUCCUGCAGAACCCCAAAGUGACAGAGUUUGACGCUGCCCGCCUAGUGAUGCUUUAUGCUCUACAUUAUGAGCGACACAGCAGCAACAGCCUGCCAGGACUAAUGAUGGACCUCAGGAAUAAAGGUGUUUCUGAGAAGUAUCGAAAGCUUGUGUCUGCAAUAGUUGAAUAUGGCGGUAAACGGGUCAGAGGAAGUGACCUCUUCAGCCCCAAAGACGCUGUGGCUAUUACCAAACAGUUCCUCAAAGGAUUGAAGGGAGUAGAAAAUGUGUAUACUCAACAUCAACCUUUCCUACAUGAGACCCUGGACCAUCUCAUCAAAGGAAAGCUUAAGGAAAACCUGUACCCUUAUCUAGGCCCCAACACACUCAGAGACAGACCUCAGGAUAUCGUUGUGUUUAUAAUUGGAGGAGCCACCUAUGAAGAGGCUCUAACAGUUUAUAACCUGAACCGUACCACGCCUGGAGUGAGGAUUGUCCUGGGAGGAACCACAGUGCAUAACACAAAAAGAGAACCUGCCCUAAAAAGGAUCUGGGUAGUGGAUUUAGCAGAGAUCUGAACACAUACAGGUGUGCUUUCCCUGAAUGGUUAGUCCGUUGUGUCUCUGGGGUCCAUGCAGGUUUGCAGUGUAUAUACACUGUGGUCUCCUGUCUCAGUGUUUUCCCUUCUUAUGGAAUUAAUACCCCCCCCACCACCACCACCACCACUACCAACUUCCUUCUUCAUUUGUCUCAUUAGUCAUACUGACCUAAUAUACCCUCAAUUGCUGGUCGGGGAGUGGGUGGGGGUCAAAAUUUCAACUUCUAGGAAUUGUAUAUGACAUGAGUUGUUCCAUAGCACAACCGAGAUUUUCACCAACAUCUGUGUGGAACAGUCAGAAGUCUUACUGCCCUAGUUGAGAGUUCUAGAAUUCAUAAACAAAUAUAUAUUGAACACAUGAGAACAGCAUAAAGUUCAUAGUUCACUCACUCAUUCAGCAAAUAAAUUCAGCUCAGUAAAUGAGCAUGGGAGAUACUUCCGUGAAUAACAUAAAGAUCCUAGCCCUCGUGAAAGUUACAUUUUAAUGCAGAGGGAGACAGAAAUAAACAAUAAACUUAAUAAGUAAACUUGAUAGUAAAUCAGGUGACAAAUACUAUGGGAGAAAAAAAGCAAAGCAAGGUAAAGGGCAAUUGGUAUUGCAUGGGGGCUGUGGGAGGUAAGUUACCCUCCUCAGCAUGGUGUCAGAAAAGGCCACAUUAAGAGAUUUGAGGAAAGACUUGAAGGGGUUGAGGGAGUGAACCAAAUAGGUGGAGGGAAGAACAUUUCGGGCACAGCAGAGCUAGUGUCCUAAGGCACAGUCAUGCAGUGUGUCUGAGGAGACAGGAGAGGCUGAGGAAAGGAGAGGGAGAUGUGCUGUCAGAGAGGAAUCUGGAACCUGACAGGGGAGGUCUUGUCCACUGUCUCGAGCACUGGUUUGCACUAUAAGUUAGCAUUGAAGGGUUUGGGUUUUCUUCACAGUUCUAUUGAACUAUAAUGUAUGAACCAUACAAUUCAUCCCUUUAAAGUAUACAAUUCAAUGGUUUGGGUGUAUUCACAGAUAUGUGCAACCAUUAGCCACAGUCAACUUUAGAACAUUUUCAUUACCUUAGAAAGAACCCCUCUCCCCCCCAGGCCUAAGCAACCACUAAUCUACUUUCUGUUUCUGUAGAUUUCCCUGUUCUGAGCUUUUCAUGUAAAGGGAACCAUAUAAUAUAUAUUGCCUUUUGCGAGUGGCUUCUUUUACUUAGUAUAAUGUUUUCCAUGUUGUAGCCUAUACCGAUACUUCCUUUUUAAUGCUGCAUACACUACAUUGUAUGCCUAUACUGUAUUUUGUUUAUCCGUUUGUCAGUGAUGAACAUUUGAGCUGUUUCCACCUUUUGGCUGUUAUAAACAGUGCUGCUAUAAACAUUUAGGUUCAAGUUUUUAUGUGUUUUGUAGAUUUUUAAGCAGAACCGUGACAUCUGAUAUUUUAUCAGGAUCACCCUGGCUAAUAUGCUUAAAAGCUAAUAUGCUCAAGAGAGGUAUUAUUUCUCUUAAAUGUUCAAAAUAAACAUGUGUUAAUAGAAAAAUGCAAAUUCCUAGGUGUAUUUAAAUGAACCAUACCCAUUAUUUAUUCACCUACAAUAGACUGAUCUGUUGUUCUUGUGUUUCUAAUGCACAUGAUCCUACCUUGCAAAUAAAUGAGCAUCUUGGUUA